AUGCUGAUCUCUCAUCCUCAACAAAGCCCUCAGAAACUUGGUUUUGGUGUAGAUCAAUUACCUGGCCUCAAAAUGUCUUCUGCACAGGGACUCAUCAAGUCUAGCCAGCCUGGCAAAUUCACCGCUACGUUCAACAUCGAUGGUAAUUUGUACCUGUUUGCAGGCAACGUCAACCCGCCAACCCAGCCCUUCGAAAACAGCGCUGCGACUCUAGAGUACAACUCUUCUGAGAGCCUCGAGGGGUCUCAGCAGUUCACCGGCAUCAUCGGAAGUCGCAACGAGGUCGCAUUCACGUUUAACGAUGGCACCGCGAUCAAGGGACCUCUUGAUAUUCCGGUAAACCCUGCAGCUCAAGUCAGUGAAUCUGAGGGCAAAGCUUUUGAUAAUGCUGAUCGAACACGUAGCACACAGGAUGUUAGCAGUACGCCCAACUUCUUCCAGCAAGCAUCUGCCCAGUCCUUCAAGCAAUCUCCUGCCGCAAGCAAGCCUGGAGAUUUUCACCUUGGAAAAGGAAAUGAUCUACGUCUAGUUGCGAGCUGA
This is a messenger RNA of Fusarium tjaetaba, 540 nucleotides long. RefSeq lists its product as uncharacterized. Bases 1 to 540 code for a protein of 179 amino acids. The record is from RefSeq and is a predicted model, not a curated record. The transcript is spliced from 3 exons. NCBI's taxonomy places the organism in Eukaryota, Fungi, Ascomycota, Sordariomycetes, Hypocreales, Nectriaceae.